AUGGUUUCAUCAAAAUUAUUUUUAAUGUUCGCUUUCACCUUUAUGAUUGCCUUAGCAAAAUCCGUUCCGGUUAAAGAUAGUCCAUCAUUCAUACCGCCAUCAGUUGAUUCCAAAGAAAUAAUUUCAACGAUAUUUAAUACAAACAAAAGAUUUAUAGUUCCUAUUAAAAUAUCAUAUGAUGAUGAGGAUAUAAGUACUUCUGUCGUUGUAGUGAAUUUAAAAGUAGAGAAUAAUAAAUUAAUAAUAAAUGAUGAUGUCUCGUUAAAAUUAGGAAAAACUUCUGUUCAGGUGAUUGAAGCAAAAGUUAUUCCGGCUGAUAUUAGUAAAGAUGAAAUCGAUGAUUACUUUGAUAAUUAUGAUAUUGCUCUCAUAACUGCUGAGAUAAGUUCUUCAGUGCGUUCAAUUCCAAAAAAGAUCGACAGUUUGAUAAUUAACCGUGUAAUAAUAUCUAUAACUAUUAUGGAGAUUGAUGGUGUAGAAGUUGUGCAAGCAAAAGCAAUUGAAAAAAUAUUGGAAAUCAAACAAAUCAGGCAAUCCAUCUCACCUUCAUCUGACGAAUUUAGCAACUAUUAUCAAAUCGUUAAACAUCAUCAUCAUCGUUCACCUUGUAAAAAUAUUAUUGCUCAU
Entrophospora candida is the source of this 627-nucleotide messenger RNA. The record is from the annotation of a GenBank genome assembly. NCBI's taxonomy places the organism in Eukaryota, Fungi, Glomeromycota, Glomeromycetes, Entrophosporales, Entrophosporaceae.